Aspergillus pseudotamarii is the source of this 919-nucleotide messenger RNA. RefSeq names its product uracil phosphoribosyltransferase. The record is from RefSeq and is a predicted model, not a curated record. The coding region runs from base 132 to 818 and encodes 228 amino acids. NCBI's taxonomy places the organism in Eukaryota, Fungi, Ascomycota, Eurotiomycetes, Eurotiales, Aspergillaceae. The transcript has 3 exons.
AUCCCGACCCCUCACUUCUCUGAUGUGUAUAUAUUUCUUGCUUCUCCCCCCUCACAAGCUCCCAUUUCCUUAUCUCCCUAUCUUUCUACGACCUCUAGAACUAUACGAUACUCCCGACUACGUCAGCUACGAUGUCUCUUCCACCAAAUGUCCAUAUUUCAUCCCACCCGUGCCUACAAGCCAAGAUAUCCCAGCUACGGUCCCAUAAAACCUCUACCCGCGAAACAAGGAGCCUUGUCCAUGAAAUCACGACCAUUCUAGGCGUGGAGGCCUUCUCAACGGUAUUGAAAACUACAAAGCGGGGAACGGAUCAAACCCCGUUAGGUAUCGAAUAUGAUACCCAAGAUAUUGACCCCGCCAAUGUCGCCAUGGUACCCAUUCUUCGGUCUGGACUGGGCAUGACUGAGGCAAUUAACAGCCUGCUCCCGGCCCCGGUCCCCAUCUACCAUCUAGGUCUCUUCCGUGAGAAGUUCACCCUUCAACCCGUCGAAUACUACAAUAACCUCCCCUACCAACGCCAGGACGGCUCUGACUCCAACACCGCCGCCGCAGACACAGCUAUUCUUCUUGACCCCAUCGUCGCCACAGGUGCCACGGCUGAAGCGGCGAUUCACCUUCUGCGUGAGUGGGGAGUGAAGCGAGUGGUAAUGCUCAGUGUACUGGGCUCCGAGACGGGCAUUCGUCGGGCUGUAGACUCUUGGCCUGAGGGAGUAGAGUUCUGGACAGGAGCGGUGGAUGAGAAAUGCAAUGAACGAGGCAUGAUUGUUCCUGGCUUAGGUGAUAUCGGCGAUAGAUUGUUCGUUGCCAUUGGCAAGUAGGAUCGGGCAAUUCUCAAUAUAUUUCAUCGUUUCCGACGCAGCAAUAUAACUCCAUAGAUCUAAUUAUAUCUCUAAUAAUCGAGGUAAUGUGUUGUUGCCCC